UCGUGUACAGUACACCCUACUCUCAACAUGAGAAACACAUGUGCUAAGUCGUAAUAAGUUUCUGUGAUAUCUUGUGAUAGAAGGUGACAAUCGUAAACACCCGAGGAAGAACAAUUAGCUCAGAAUGAUUCUACCGGAGGCCACGGAGGGCCAGACGACCGAACUUUUGGGGAAAAUAUCUGUGCCAGCAGUAUUCCAGAUAGAACCAGUUGGGCGAUGGUAUGAAGCGCUGUGUGCACGGCGCCGUCACAAACACUCUCUGUCUCAUCACUCCCUGGAGAGUUCCAGUUCUGAUGAGAGUGAUGAUGAUGAAGGCAUGGAUGAUGAUGGGGAUGAUGCUCUGCUGCUAGGGCUAGACCCAAGGGAAUGGAAGAACCAAGACCAUUAUGCAGUUUUGGGUUUGAAAAAACUAAGAUACAAAGCUUCAGAAAACCAGAUAAAGAAAGCAUACAAAAACAAAGUGUUGAAGCAUCACCCAGACAAGCGAAGGGCACGGGGCGUAGUGGUGAAAGGCGAAGGAGAAGAUGACUACUUCACAUGUAUAACACGAGCCUAUGAAGUACUAGGCUCACGGACCAAGAGACGAUCGUAUGACAGUGUGGAUCCAGAGUUUGACGACAGUAUACCAAGUGUUAAUCAGCAGACAAAAGACACUUUCUUUACUACAUUCGGACCAGUUAUUGAAAGAAAUGCCAGAUGGAAUAAUAUUAAAAAAAGGAAAGUUCCAAUGCUGGGAGAUGAAAACGAUACAAUAGACAGUGUUAACCACUUUUACUCCUGUUGGUAUGAUUUUGAUUCCUGGCGAGAAUAUUCAUAUUUAGAUGAAGAAGAAAAGGAAAAAGGAGAGAAUCGAGAGGAAAGAAGAUGGAUAGAAAAACAAAACAAAGCCGCAAGAUUAAAGAAGAAAAAAGAAGAGAGUGCUCGGAUACGCCUUUUAGUAGAUAAUGCCUAUGCCUGUGAUCCCAGAAUACAAAGAUUUAGAGAUGAAGAAAAAGAGAAAAAGUUAGCUCAGAAACGUGCUAAACAGGAGGCUGCCCGACAAAGGGUAGAAGAAGAAGAAAGGAUAAAGCAUGAAGCCCUUGAGGAAGAAAGGAAAAAGAGGGAAAAAGAGGAGGAAGAAGCAAAGGCACAGGCUGCAGCAGCAAAGAAAGAAAAAGAGGCACAGAAAAAAAUCUUAAAAAAAGAAAGGAAAGCAUUGCGUACGUCAGUAAAGGAUAUGGAGUACUUUGCCACAUCAGAACAAGACAGGGUGUCCAAUAUGGCUGAUGUUGAUAGAUUAGCAGACCUUCUAUCACUCACCAGUUUACAGGGUCUAAAUGAAGAGCUGAGCAGUGGGGACAAGGACAAAGCCAAGGCAGCCUUUUACCAUCAGGUAGAUGAACUAAACAAGAAGUUGGAGGAGGAAAAACGAGCUCAGUUAGAAGCUGUCCACCGCCAGGCCUCUGGUGAAAACUCACAUAGUCGUGUAAAGGAGUGGAAGGAAGAAGAAGUCCAAUUCCUAAUCAAAGCUGUCAACCUAUUCCCAGCAGGAACAAAAGACAGGUGGGAAGUAAUUGCAAGUUUCAUCAAACAACACGUGCCUACAAGUAACAAGAAUGCAAGAGACGUGUUGGGGAAAGCAAAAGAUCUACAGAAAAAUGAUGCAUUCCUCAAGCAAGAUGCAGAUAGAAAAGCAUUUGAAAAAUUUGAGGCCCAAACAGCUAAACCUUCUGCUCACACAGCAAAGCCAAAGGAAGGAGUAACAAGUGAAAGAUUUGAAUCCGUAGGAGAACAACAGAUUCGUGAGACUGGUACAAACCCUGCUCCCUGGACUGCAGAGGAGCAAAAACUGCUGGAACAGUCUCUGAAAACCUUUCCUGCCAGCACACCUGAGAGAUGGGAAAAGAUAGCUGGGGUGCUCCCCGCACGCAGCAAGAAAGAUUGUAUGAAGAGAUAUAAGGAACUAGUGGAACUGAUCAGGGCCAAGAAGGCUGCUACAGAAGCUGCUGCCAAGAAGAAAUGACCUUGACUUUGAUGUAGUUUCCACUAUUCCACCAUUCCCGGUUAGCUGACUGGAGCAGGUGUCACACGAUAUCAUAAUACCAGGUCAUUUCACAUCAUUGUGUUGUGUACAUUUCGCGAACAUUGGUAUCAAACCCGAUACAAAUUUCUGUGAUUGGUAGGAGCGCAUCGCUAGCAAUAACUUAAACAUAUGUCACACCAGCAUUUAAUGACCAAGGAAGAGUGGAUGUCAUCUGUCUAGUGUGUCCAUGUUUCAACGGAAAAGAAGUUCUAAGGUUUUUCAACAGACUUAGUGGUCUGUUUUUCAGAAGUACAGCAUCUUUUUAAAAAUUCAUGAAAGUCACCAAAUACAACGUAUUAUUCACCAGUAUCAUCACCAUAACAACUAUUAGAUAUACCAGUAAAAUCAAACUGUGGAUUACAGUACGGUCACUAGAUCUGAUGGACAUCAUAUUGUCUCUGUUAGGUAAUCAUAUGCUUGCUCUGGACCAAUUAACAGUGAAAAGAAAGGCUUCGACGAUGGACCUUUGGAGGAUCUGUUGUUUACAUAGGGAUGGUAUGUAGAGGAUGUCAUGGUUAAUUUGUUGAAAUUAAUUAAAAAAAAUAAAGCUGCCUGAAUAGAAACGGUGUUUAAUAUACACACCUGUAAAUGUACACAGCCAGAAAAUGGAACAAAUCUAAUCAGAAAUUCCGUCUUACCAGGUAAUUAAAAUGGAAGUAUCCACCUCAGUUCGGGCCUACUUGAUUUAAGCAUAUUUCACUUCACAUUCUGUAAGUCACAAUUAAUUUCUAUGUAUAACAGUAUCAGCCAUUAUAGGGAAUAUUUUCCUGACCCGAAUAUGGCUGUAUUUACAUACAAUCUACGAUUGCAUGGUAACAAAAAAUCAGGUGUUCAUCCAUUUUUUAUUUGUAAGCAUAUUUUGGUUGAGAACAUGUUUGUGCUGUACGUAUUUACCCACUGUAGUGUAAGCUUGUAUAGAACAGCUCAUUAACAUGCAGUUAUUGUUUUAUGCAUCAAACUCGCACAUAAUGUUACUAAAUGAUUAUGUUUGGAUAUUUUCUGCUCAAAUGCUGAGAGUUUUCCAAAAUAAUCAAAGUACUGAAA
Messenger RNA from Pecten maximus, 3106 nucleotides. RefSeq names its product dnaJ homolog subfamily C member 2-like. NCBI's taxonomy places the organism in Eukaryota, Metazoa, Mollusca, Bivalvia, Pectinida, Pectinidae. Gene Ontology annotation, biological process: regulation of translational fidelity; 'de novo' cotranslational protein folding. Gene Ontology annotation, molecular function: Hsp70 protein binding; ribosome binding. The transcript has 18 exons. Bases 125 to 2002 code for a protein of 625 amino acids. Gene Ontology annotation, cellular component: cytosol. The record is from RefSeq and is a predicted model, not a curated record.